CCCAAGUAGAUUCUGCAGUAGAGGACACCUUAGGUGUGAAAUAGCCAGUUGCGUCCAGCCGCUCCGGUGGCCCAUUUUUUUCGGAGCCGCUGUGAAGCCCGCCAUGGCGCACUCAAAGGCUGGUGUGGUGAUCAAGAAUACAUUCUUGGAGGUCGGAGAUCACAUACCAUCUCUCCAUGAUUGGCGACGGCAGCUGUCAGAGCCCGUAAAGAUCUACACCAGUCCAAAUGAGGCAGACGAGGAGGAUCAAGAUGAGAGUGCCGAGGUUCCUGAGGAGAUGCCCCCCUUGCCUUUCUCGAUGGCUCCACCCUCCACUUCCUCGACCAAUCCUGGGCCACAGGUGACGGCCGUACCGCCCGGUGCCAUUCCUCAAUCACCUGGCUUUGAUGCUUCACCUCCACCCUACGUGCCUCGACAGGUGCGAGAACAAGGCAAGGUGUCCCGAAGCGGUCAGGGCAUCAACGCCUUGAAAAAUAACGACAUCACCAGCAAGGAGCCGCCUUGGAAUGAUGUCACCACCGUGAUGAUGCGGAACCUGCCGAACAAGUAUCGACAACAAAUGCUGCUGGAUGAGCUGGCUGAUGCGGGCUUUCGAGUGCAGUCCGACUUCGACUUUUUCUACUUACCGAUGGACCACAGCAACGCUGCAAAUCUUGGCUAUUGUUUUAUCAACUUCACCGAGCCUGCGCUGGCCAACUCUUUUGCCGCCUCCUUCCAAGGUAAGAAGAUGCGCCGCUUCAAUUCCCACAAAACCGUUGUGGUGAUGCCUGCAUCUAUUCAAGGAUAUGACAGGAACUACAAGUACUAUUCUUCCACUAGAGUUGCGCAGGCAGAGGACCCAGCUUACCGACCUUUGUUCUUGAGACACCCUGAUCCAGAUGCACAGGACAAGAAGGGUGGCGGUCGAGGCAAAGGUGGAGAUCGCAUGAAAGGAGGGAAGAAGGGUGGCCCGAAGGGAAACUCCAAAGGAGCUCAGGAUGGGAAGGGCGUAGAGGCUUUCUCAUGCCUGGCCUUCAUGGGCUUGGAAGAAUCUGGCCCACAGGGCGAUUGGUCGAUGGGAGCGGAACAGAUGCCCUGGCAGCCACAGCCCAUGAUGUCAGCGGGAUUCCCUGGCUGUGGCGGCCCCGGCGGCCCCUGCGGAAGGAGUGGGAAUACCUUGACCUGCCACAACUGUGGUAACGUUUGCUCAGCUGAGCACAGGUUCUGCUCGGCGUGCGGAGCUCCGGUGGUGGUGAAGAGUGGUAGCGCAGGUGGCUCCCCGCCCAACAUGGGCCAGAAAGGCGGCUGCGCAGGACCACCCAUGAAUGGCAUGAUGGGCUGCCCCAUCAUGAUGGGCUGCGGAGGCUGCGGAGGCUGCGGACCCUGUGGACCUUGCGGCUGUGCCAUGAACAUGCGGGCCGAUGCGCCAACCUUCAUGCCGUACAUGGAGGCAGAGGAGCAAGAGAGCCACAGCCACACCCCACAGCCUGCUCAGUUCACCGACACGGUGAGCAACGAACUGGAUGUGAUGCGUGGACGUUUGAUGCUCAUUGCCGCAUUGAAGGAUAUCGAGCAAAGAGACUCCGACAAUGCACGCGAAAAAGAUGGACAUGUGGCUUGGUUGGCCUGAAGCAACAAGAACACUGGAUUUCUAAGAAGGCCCACGUCGUACGUUUCAGAGGCGAGGGAAAGAACCUUGCUGGAAAUGCUGAAACUUACAGUGAGGCUCUACGUCUGGCAAAGACUAAAUCUCUGUACUUUGUGCCGCUCCGCUGUUGGUCUUCGUUUCUGAAUUUCUUGGCACACUGUUUUGUUUGAAACACUUGCCAUGGAGCUGUACCCAGUCAACAAGCAUUGUCGCUUUUGGUUCGAUGGCCAAUCCACCUCUUUGACCUUUGCCAUGUGUGCGGUCGACUUUCUCCAAAUUCUCCGCAUUCACUCUAGCAUUCAGCGGCGCGUUCGCACGUUUCUACUAUGAAAAAUGCUCCCGACCGUCUGGGGUGACACACCAAGACCGAAACAUCGCUUCGCUCGGUCUGCGCUGCCCCC
Durusdinium trenchii is the source of this 2028-nucleotide messenger RNA. NCBI's taxonomy places the organism in Eukaryota, Dinophyceae, Suessiales, Symbiodiniaceae. The record is from the annotation of a GenBank genome assembly.